Messenger RNA from Dromiciops gliroides (monito del monte), 9146 nucleotides. RefSeq names its product cadherin 6 (gene CDH6). NCBI's taxonomy places the organism in Eukaryota, Metazoa, Chordata, Mammalia, Microbiotheria, Microbiotheriidae. The transcript has 12 exons. Gene Ontology annotation, biological process: cell morphogenesis; cell-cell junction assembly; adherens junction organization. Gene Ontology annotation, molecular function: calcium ion binding; cadherin binding. Gene Ontology annotation, cellular component: catenin complex; adherens junction; plasma membrane. The coding region runs from base 221 to 2593 and encodes 790 amino acids. The record is from RefSeq and is a predicted model, not a curated record.
CUGGAGCAGCGGCUGCAGCAGCAGCAGCAGCAGCAGCAGAAACCGGUAGCAGAAUCUUUUCGUGUUUGUGACUAGGGGAAAGGGUUAAGAUAUCCUCCGAGACCUAAGCAACGAACGCUAAGGAAGAAGGGAGGAAUGAGGCUGGAUACAGUGCAGUAAAACUGAACACUUUAAGGACAGGAAGAGGCACUCCAACUGAGCCCUGCUCUGUGCAAUCAUAAUGAGAACUUACCAUUACUUCUUGCUGCUUUUUUGGCUUGGUCAGCCCUACCAAAGUUUCUCAAGCCCCUUCUCUAAGAGGACUAGUGGCUUUCCAGAGAAGAAAAAGGUACUGGAGCUAUCUGGAAGUAGCAAGAAUGAGCUUAAUCGAGCGAAAAGGAGCUGGAUGUGGAAUCAGUUCUUCCUCUUGGAGGAAUACACAGGAUCCGAUUAUCAGUAUGUUGGCAAGUUACAUUCAGACCAGGAUAGAGGAGAUGGAUCACUUAAAUAUAUCCUUUCAGGAGAUGGAGCUGGAGAUCUCUUCAUUAUUAAUGAAAACACUGGAGAUAUCCAGGCCACCAAGAGACUAGACAGGGAAGAAAAGCCUGUGUAUAUCCUUAGGGCUCAGGCUAUAAACAGAAGAACAGGAAGACCAGUAGAACCAGAGUCUGAGUUCAUCAUAAAGAUCCAUGACAUCAACGAUAAUGAGCCCAUGUUCACCAAGGAUGUUUACACCGCCACUGUUCCUGAAAUGUCUGAUGUUGGCACUUUUGUUGUUCAGGUCACUGCAACUGAUGCUGAUGAUCCCACCUAUGGGAACAGUGCUAAAGUAGUCUACAGUAUUCUACAAGGACAACCCUAUUUUUCAGUUGAAUCUGAGACAGGCAUCAUCAAAACAGCGCUGCUCAAUAUGGAUCGAGAAAACCGAGAGCAAUAUCAAGUGGUUAUUCAAGCUAAGGAUAUGGGAGGCCAGAUGGGAGGCUUAUCUGGGACCACCACAGUGAACAUCACCCUGACUGAUGUGAAUGACAAUCCUCCACGUUUUCCUCAGAGCACUUACCAGUUUAAAACUCCAGAGUCAGCCCCUCCAGGUACACCAAUUGGCAGAAUCAAAGCAAUUGAUGCUGAUGUAGGUGAAAAUGCAGAAAUUGAGUACAGCAUCAUUGAUGGAGAGGGAUUAGACAUGUUUGAUGUCAUCACUGACCAGGAAACACAGGAGGGAAUUAUCACUGUCAAAAAGGUUUUGGACUUUGAAAAGAAAAAACUGUAUACCCUCAAAGUGGAAGCUUCCAACCCACGUGUAGAGUCCCGUUUCCUCUACUUGGGCCCAUUUAAAGAUACAGCCACAGUUAGGAUCAUGGUGGAAGAUGUUGAUGAACCUCCUGUAUUUGGCAAACUAGCCUAUGUCCUGCAAAUAAGAGAAGAUGCUCAGAUAAACAGUACAAUAGGCUCAGUGUCAGCCCAGGACCCUGAUGCUGCCAAGAAUCCUGUCAAGUAUUCAGUAGAUCGACAUACUGAUAUGGACAGAAUAUUCAACAUUGAUUCUGGAAAUGGUUCCAUUUUUACUUCUAAACUUCUUGACCGAGAAACAUUGCUGUGGCACAACAUAACUGUCAUAGCAACAGAGAUCAACAAUCCGAAACAAAGUAGCCGUGUACCUUUAUUUAUCAAAGUUCUAGAUGUCAACGACAAUGCUCCAGAGUUUGCUGAAUUCUAUGAAACUUUUGUAUGUGAGAAAGCAAAGGCAGAACAGCUGAUCCAGACCCUGAGUGCUGUUGACAAGGAUGACCCUUACAGUGGGCACCAAUUUUCCUUCUCCUUGGCUCCUGAAGCUGCUGGCAGUUCCAACUUCACUAUUCAUGACAACAAAGACAACACAGCAGGAAUCUUGACUCGGAAAAAUGGCUACAAUAGACAUGAAAUGAGCACCUACCUCCUGCCUGUGGUGAUCUCGGACAAUGACUACCCAAUUCAGAGCAGCACAGGGACUGUGACUAUCCGUGUGUGUGCAUGUGAUCAUCAUGGUAACAUGCAGUCCUGUAAUGCAGAGGCCCUUAUUCAUCCAACUGGACUAAGUACUGGUGCUCUGAUUGCCAUCCUCCUGUGCAUCAUUAUACUUCUAGUGACGGUGGUACUUUUUGCAGCUCUGAGGCGGCAGAGGAAGAAGGAACCUUUGAUCAUUUCCAAAGAGGACAUCAGAGACAACAUUGUCAGUUACAAUGAUGAAGGUGGUGGAGAGGAAGACACUCAAGCCUUUGAUAUUGGCACGCUAAGAAAUCCUGAAGCCAUAGAAGACAAUAAAUUACGGAGAGAUAUCGUGCCAGAGGCACUUUUUCUCCCUCGACGGACUCCAACAGUACGAGAUAACACUGAUGUCAGAGAUUUCAUUAACCAAAGGUUAAAGGAAAAUGAUACAGAUCCUACUGCACCACCAUAUGACUCCUUAGCUACCUAUGCAUAUGAAGGCAAUGGCUCAGUGGCAGAGUCCCUGAGCUCCUUGGAGUCUGUCACUACAGAUGGAGAUCAAGACUAUGAUUACCUUAGUGACUGGGGGCCACGGUUUAAGAAGCUGGCAGACAUGUAUGGUGGCACAGACAGUGAUAAAGACUCUUAAUAUGUUGCCUUUUUUCAUUUUCCAAUACAGCAUUGAGAUAUGUGAAGUGGCUAUUUCUUCAUAUUUAUCCACAGCUCUGUGAAGGGUCCUCUAUUCUACCAGUUCCAGCUGUUAAUGACUGCAGUCUGUGUGGAUCAAAUGUUAGAGACUUUUUCUAGUAAACUUUUAUGCGUUUCCAAGAGGCAAAGUUUUAUUUUUUAGUGCAUCCAGUUUACCAACUCAGUCUUUCAGGCACAGUGGUAGUAGAGAGGACAGGGAACAAUAUUUUUACUUGUUCUCUCAGUGUAUAUUUGAGGACAUUUUUCUUUCCACUCACCUGUUAUUUUGACCAGCUUUCAUCAAUUCAACUCAGAUGACUGUUCUAACUGUACAUUACACAUACUGAUGUGAUAAGGAAUUGCAAUUUAACCUAAAUACAGUAUUAUAGUAAAAGUAAUGGAGAGGAAUAACUAUGAAACUAGUAUUGGCUGAUAAAGAGAUGAAAAAAAUCAUGUAUGCUAUUAUUUUACAGGUAAUUCAGAAGAUACCAGUUAGCCAUUGUCUCCUGUUCUUUGAAUAUUUUUUAAGUAUUAACUACUCUUCUGAAAGCAUGAAGUCAGUUAGUAAUCAAGGGUAUAAAUUCCAUAGAUCAAUCUUUCAUUGGGCACACUCUUCCUCAGAUAUAAUAUGGUGGGCCAGCCCAAUUAAUACUAUAAAAUCUCAAUUCCAGUUUAUCAUAGUUUUAUGAUAAACUUCAAGUCAACAAGCAUUUAAUAAGUGAUUACCAUGCACCAGUUCUAAGAAUUGUAAUCAGAAAGUGGUAGUUUAAAAUUUCAUUAAUUCUCUAAUUCAGAAUUUAUGAUCCUAUAUAGGCAUGCUGAAGUUUUACCCUUACAUUAUAUUAUGGUUCAAUAUUUCAAGGAUUUAGCUUUCCUCUCUAUGGAUUUUCCUUCACCAAUGCAGGUCACACAACUCCUCCAAGCCUUAGUAGACCCUGUUAUUGAGUUACUGCAGCCAAACAUUUAUCACUUGGUGGCCAACCAAGUGGUGGUGAGCAUCUAUAAACUGAGAUAGGCUAAUAAGUGAAGGACAGUCCCCUAUCCUGGAGCCUUUCCAACUUGACCUUUACUCACAUGGCAUUUGAAAACUGAGGGUUACUUCCUCUCUGAGGCUGUAACAGUAUAAGAGUGUGAGAGGGCAUCAUAGGGGAAAGGGAGAUCUGUGUGAGGGAAAUCAAAGGUUUGACAGGCAAUCAGUGGCAAUCAGUAAACAAAGGAAACAUUUAACUUUAGUAAACUGAAGACCAGCAAACUGAUUGAAAGCAUCAACUGAAAUUAUCUAAAAAGUUUAAUUAUUUAGAUUCUAAACUAUAAAUAAGUUAAUUACAAAUGAUACUAUUUGUUAAUGCCCAUAAAAAUUGUCAGAGAUAGUUCCAUUCUUUCUCUCCUGUUCUUGUCAGCAGUUUUACUGCAUGUUUGUGAAAGUUAUAGAAUACUUCCUAUAUUUUUGAAACCUGGGGUUUUAGGCAUUUCACCAAAUUGAACUAAUCUUUUCUUGAUUAGUGUGAAUUUAGUGAUAUUUUAUUGAAUAGCUCAAAUCAUGAUGUUGGUGGUGAGGUGAGAGCCAAAUUUGCAACUGAAUUUUGUUGAUUUACUGGGAUUUCUAUAUAUUUACUUAAAUAGAUUUGAUAGCUAGAUAUAGCUAUAUAAAACUGGGCUCAUAGUAUUUAAUGAUAAAAAUCGAAGUCUACCAUUAAAAUGCUUACAGAAGACAAACAAAUGAAAAUCUUUGGUAUCUUAAGUAAGCUAACCAGGGUUGUUCAAAGUAUUAAUUAAAAUAAUAGUCAACUUUUUAAAUGUAUUUCUUUAAAUUGAUUUUACCUUUGUUCCCAUGACAAUUCUGUCAUUUCUUCUUUGAAAAUUAAUACUAAAAUCAUGGUUCUACAUCAUGACAGAGGAGUAAUGUAAAAAUAGUUGAAACCAUUGUUCCUAUUAUUAUGCUUUUACUGUCAUGUAGUGGGUUAUUUGGAGGAGCUGACAUAUGAACAAGUCUUUUUAAGCAAAUUCCAUUGAUUUCAUGGUACCACCAUCAUGAUCUUGUCAUUUAAAGAACCCUAUCAUGUCAAAUGAUAAGGAAUGUCCAAGAUACUGUAACUUUAGCAAUCUUUGUUUAUAAACUUAAAUCUUUAAAAUAUAAUUUGUUUAUAUAUAAAACAGAAACUUAUAGAUAGGCUUAAUAUACUGGUUUGUCUUAGGGAUUUAUUUUCUGGUAUUAUUGAUUUACUAUAGAUAUUCUGAUUGUUAUUUGAGUAUUAGGAUUUAUUGCCAUUUUUUAUUCUCUCACAAAAAUAAAAAUAUUUAAGUUAAUAAAAAGGUAUACCAUUUAGUAGAUGCAGGAGUAAAAACUAAUAAUGACUCCAAAAAAAUUAGGGAAAUGUAUUUUUAUCACAUAAUCAAAUACAGCAAAACUUUUUUAAAGGACCUCAAAGUCAUAGAAUCAUAGAUCUAGAUCCAGAAGAGACCUUAGAGGUCAUCUGAUCCAAUACCCUCAUUUUACAGGUGAGAAAUCUGAGACCCAGAGAAGUUAAAUGACUUACCAGAAGUCAUACAGACAGUAAGCAGCAGAGUUGGGAUUUAACCUUCAUAUAACUAGAUUCAUGGAGCUGGAAGGAACCUUAGAGAUAAUUUCAUCCAAUGGAGAAUUUUUUAAAUUUAGAAACUGCUCAAGAGGGCAAGUGAUUUGCCCGAGGUCGGUUAAUAAGUGACACAGCUGGGUUCCUUAACCCAGGUUAGCCUCCUGAUCCUUCCCUAUGCACUGCACCAUCUUCUUAUGAGUUCUUGAAUGAUACUCAUUGUACAAACACUCUACACCCAGCAAGUGGCAUUUCACAAGUGGAUACUUCCCAUUUACUUGGUUUUGUUUUCUAAACUCUUCAUAAAAAAGCUAGAUUUCACUAUAAUUAACCUAUGUACAUCGUAGCCACAGGAUAUUACUGAAAAAGAUAACAGCAAAGUUAAUUUAAAAGAAUUAGGCAUUUAUAGAAAUAUAACAGCACCUUAAUUACAAUAUUCAGUAUAAAAUGAAAAGGGCCAUCGUUCCUUCUGCUUCAGGUCAUAGAACAAUUUGAAUCUGGGAAGAAAGACAUUUAGCCAUAUGGAAGACUGCCACACAGAGGGGGACUUCCUCUUGAUCACUUGACAAUAAUUGGCUCUUUUCCAAAUAGAAGACUUGUUGUUUAGAUAUGGGCACAACUUGCAGUGAUCUUGUGUUCUCCUAAGAAGAGGGAGUUGUUCAUUAGAAUUAAAUUCAAGGUUUGAUUAACAUGUUUUUAUUGCAGCCCCUGAAAUGCCACAUUUUAUCUAGAAUAGACUAAUCAUGAUUUUUUUUGUUUAAAUAUCUAAAUGAAUAUUUGGCUUAUUACUACAAAACCUAAUCAAGUGAAUCCCCAAGGAAUUAGAUCAUGUAAGAAAGAAACUGUAUGAUUUACUUUGAGGUACUAUUAGCUCAUCCGUCAUAUUUAAAUGCUAUUUUUCUAGUAAUUGACAUAACUUGAAAAAUUAGCAUGAGGCAAAUUUUUAUUCCUCUAUUCCACUAUCCCUACUUCUCUCCCACCAUGCUCUCAAUUAAAGCACCAUUCAGUGUGUAAUUAAAAAAGAAAGUGCUAGAAACCUAGUUGAAAGUGCCAGCUAGCUAUUAAAAAAUAGGAUUUCAGCUGAGUUUUUCAUUGCACCUCAUCUGGUAUCGGAUGGUGGUGUGGAGGAAGAGGAAAGAGCAGGAAAAAGGAGAAGAAAAGUUUUAACAGUGUUACACCCUUUUUGUUUUUCACCGAGAUACUAAAAAUUGUCAAGUGUGAACAUUAUAUAUUAUCCUUAUUUUUUAAAUGGGUUUAGGAGUCAUUUCAAGGACAUUAAUGGUGUUUACCCACAUUUAUAUUCAAGAAGAAGUCAUUCACCACCACUAAAAUAAACUGAAGAUUGAGGGAGAGAAAGAGUAAAGAAUUUGACUAUAACUUUAGACCCAGUUGUGGAAACUGCUUGCUGAAACAACAAAAAAAAAUCACAAAAUACAAAAUUAAUAAAUAAAACCUAAGAGAUGGGAAAUACAGCAGCAAGCAGUGGGAAAGGAAGCUGCGUUGAUGAGAACCAUAGAGAAAGAAUGCCUGAAUCAAUAUGUUAACAUCAGAAUAUUUGUCAUCUUUCUCCAGGUGGAUGUAGAAGGGGAAAUCUCAGGGAGGUUCCCAGAUCCAAACUGACUUCAUUUUUCAGGUGCUGGGCAAAAAUCCAAUCAGCUGCUUCCUUUAAGUACUUGUCUCUCAAAAAAGUUUGCAGAGAAUUUCAAACACACACACUCACACACACACACAGACUUUGUUUCUCCUAAAUAUUCUGGUUUUGUUAAACCAAAACAACUUUUAGAAAAUGUUCCUUUUGUGAUUAUUGUCAAAUGUUAUAAGAUGCAAAACCACAGGAAGUCUCAAAUGUACUAAUUUGCUCAGUGGUAAGCCACAUCUUGAUACUCCCCUUGGCGUGUGUGUGUGUGUGUGUGUGUGUGUGUGUGUGUGUGUGUGAAUGGGAAAAAAUAAUGACAAUUUAAGUCAAGCAAUACGGGCUUCUGUAUAUUUGAGGCUCACAAACAACAUGAGUGAGAAGAACUAAAAGAGCACAGUUAUGGGGUAGCUCUGUGGUUGUUGCUGAAGGCAAUUUGCAAUUUUCAAUGGACGUGUUUCUCUCAGCUUUUUCUAUUUCUUCCAGGGACAGAAACUGGAAGGCAGUGCUGCAUUGCUGCCCUGGGCCCUUAUUUUAUGAGAAGUAGGGGGUCCUAAGUUAUGUAUAAAGUCCCAAUGAACUGAGGCUGUCCCUUUCCCCAAGCUGGGAAACGGUUCCCUGGGAAAGUUGUCAGUUUCACGUAAUUUCAUUUUAUGUAGCUCUGUCUAAAUGAAAUCUUAUCUAAAAUUGUGACCUAGUGGCAGGUGGUCCAAGAAUCUCAGCAACGCAUUGUGUUUAAAUUAACACUCCAAUCUGGGCUUCUUUAUCAAAUAAUGAAGCCAAGAAGAUUAACAGAUGUUAUUUGGAUCUCGACUGGUAUAUGAACUAUUUCUUAGCAUAUAAGAAGGAACUGUCCUUUCAGAGGCAUGGAGUGAUGGGCCUACAAGUACUCAGGAGUUCAGUGAGUGUUAAAGCUGCAACAUCUUUAAUCUCCCUUUGGCUUAUUUAUAGGAUAAUUUUCUAAAGGGAUGAUUCUCUCCUAAAAACAUGGGAACAAGAUUGUAUUUAACGCGGGAGGGAACACUCUUAGAAAGGCAAUACAUGGACUCACACACUUCUUAAAAGUUAAUAAAGAAAUAUCUCAUUUUUAAAGCUACUAGUUUAUAGUCUCUGCACCGUCGAUUUAAUUUAAGCAUUGCUGAGACAAUCUUUAAUCUGCUCACCAUUUUGUAAUACCUUAUUUACGAUGCAUUUUCAUGUUUUAAUUUGGGGAAAACGCUAGCCUGACAGUGCCAGGAGAUGAAAGCACCAAAAGGAGGUCAAAUGGAAACAAAUGCUAUUACCAGCUGUAUUUCAGGCAGGACUGUGGCACUUAGCAGAAGAGCCAUUGGGUUAUUAGAUUAAUUUCAAAAGAGCUUUUACAAGUUGCUUAACUACAGGUUUUUUUUUUUUUAACUCAUGGGCUACAAGCUCAGAUUUCCCCUCAAAUGGGGUUAAUUUGACAAAUGAGGCAUGGGUCCAGCAGCAUUGUGGAGAGAGCAUUCCACGCUAAUGGGAUCUUAGUCUUUCCUCCGAGACUGCACUAUUUAUGUAAAUAUGUCUGGAGACACUUUCUAUAGCUUUUAGUUUUCUAUGAUCUAUUAGUUUAGUGUUGAUUAAAGAGACAAAUGUAUAGACUUACUAGGCAUUCAGGUGAAUAGAGCAAGAUGGUCUAUAUAGAAGUGUUUUGCUCUGAAAGGGAAAAAAAGAGGAACUCUUCAAAAGCAUGGGUUUUCUUGUGAUUAUUUUCAAUGUUUUGGAAGUUAAACUGCAAAAGAAAAGGCCUUAUAAUAAAUGCUCCGUUCAAUUUAACUGGUACCAAGAGAAGUCAAUCUGGCUGCAGAGUCCUACUGUGAUUUGUGAUUUUAAAACCUUAAAAUAAAUGUUUGGGGGUAUUGAUCUUUUUUAAUUAAAAAAUACUCCCAAGUAUAAAUUGAAAUUGAUGUCACCCUUGAAGAUUUACUAGCUGGAGUGCUCUGAUCAUGCAGUUACUCUCAAUGUCUUUCUCCUGUUUAACAGAGAAAGAGUCUGAUGGUACAAUCACUGCUCAGCACUGAGAAUCAUUUACAGUUAAGACUUUCAUAUUUUAAUAGCAUACAUUUGGAAGGUUUUCUGUAUGAAAAUAGUGCUGGAAUGAUUACUUUUCAUCUCGGUGUGGUUGACCCUUUCAUUAUGGUCAGAUGGGCAAUAUGUACUCCCUCUUGCCCCUAUGUCUUGUUCACUGAAAUGGCUUUUUUGUUUUGUUAGACUUAUGGAUUUCAAAAGAAUGCAAUUUAAAAAGUGAUUUCUCACAAAGUGUGAAUUUGCCUUUUUGCAAAUCAAUUUUUGUA